This is a messenger RNA of Aspergillus sclerotioniger CBS 115572, 2223 nucleotides long. It is a transcript of the gene rim8, whose product is annotated as pH response protein PalF. Lineage: Eukaryota; Fungi; Ascomycota; Eurotiomycetes; Eurotiales; Aspergillaceae. Gene Ontology annotation, cellular component: cytosol; plasma membrane; cytoplasm. Gene Ontology annotation, molecular function: ubiquitin protein ligase binding; protein-macromolecule adaptor activity. The record is from RefSeq and is a predicted model, not a curated record. The transcript is spliced from 2 exons. Gene Ontology annotation, biological process: ubiquitin-dependent endocytosis. The coding region runs from base 1 to 2223 and encodes 740 amino acids.
AUGUCCGUCAACCCUCUCCCCUCUCAGCCCUCCUCGCCGCUCGGUCGGAAUCGCAGCUCCCUCCUCUCCAAAUUUCGCUCCCAGCUCGGUCAACGGAAUCGCGGCAUCACCGAUUACUAUAUUGAACCCGACGACCCCUGGCGCUCCUAUUUCCCGGGGGACGUAAUUAGCGGCACCGUUGUCCUCACCGUCGUCCGCCCCGUUCGCAUAACACAUCUGGUGGUCUGUCUACAUGGCUUUGUCAAAGUGUUCAAGAAUACCGUGCCCCCGGGCGAGAUGGCCCCGGAUCUGGGCUUCCUGGGACCGGGGCGCGGGCGUCGCGGGCCUGAGUAUUUGGGAAACGGCUUGUCCACCCUCUUCGAGGAUGAAGUCGUCCUCUGCGGGGACGGUCGACUCAAGGAGGGCAUUUACAAAUUCCGCUUCGAGAUGUGCUUUCCCCCAUAUGCGCUACCGAGUAGCAUCAAUUUCGAACGAGGCACGAUAUCAUAUCUCCUUACAUCCACCUUGACCCGACCGACGACGAUCAACCCGACCACAACCUGCCGACGACGCGUCAACGUGCUGGAAAACAUCGAUAUUGCCCCGUUCCCCCCGCCCAGGCCGCGCGUCGUCACACUCGAGCCGAUCACCCGACGGUCCAAGUCCAAAGCCAAGGCCAAGUCAGCCGGAUCUGAUGCGCCUGAUACCUUGUCCAUUGAGCCGGGUGUUCAUGGCAAUGGCUCCGACCAUCGCCCCCCACUUAGCCCGGCGCCUAGCAAUGUCAGCUCGUCCAGCCGGCUCAGUAACAGCAGCCAGAGCUUUCAGGUGCCCAGCGACCCCAGCUCCUCCGCCAGCACCGGGAUGCGCAACAGCGAAGCCCGGAGCAUCACCCCCUCCAUGACAGAUAAAAUAAUUACGGCCAAGGCCGAGGUGCUGCGCGCCGGCGUGCUGCCAGGGGAUACGUUACCCAUCAAUGUCACGAUCAACCAUUGCAAACAGGUGCGCAGCGCGCAUGGCAUCAUCGUGACACUGUAUCGCCAAGGCCGGAUUGACCUCCAGCCCGCGAUCCCGGUGGGAAAAUCUGCCGACGGCAAGAAGCCGGUCUAUGAAGACUACUAUCCGCGGUCGCGGACCGGUCUGGGUGGUCUGACCCUAGGCAGCAGCCGGACCACGGGGGUCUUCCGCAAGGACUUGACGCAGACGUUUGCCCCGCUGGUGGUGGACCCGAUGAACCUGACCGCCCUUGUGAAGACGUCGAUCCGGAUUCCGGAGGACACGUUUCCGACCAUCACUCGCACGCCCGGGAGCAUGAUUAACUUCCGAUACUAUGUCGAGGUGGUGGUCGAUCUGCGGGGUAAGCUGACCUCGCCCGACCGGUUCCUGCCGCGGUUCAACAUGGUCUCGUCGGGGGGUAAUUUCUCGGCCAGCGGACAGGUGCUGAACCCGUCAGAUGUCAACAACAGCGUAAUCACGGCGAACUGGGCGGGCAAUAUUCUGGACACGGACCAGAUCCGGCGUGAAAAGGGGGUGGUCGCGGUGGUGUUUGAAGUGGUCAUUGGAACGCGAGAUUCGCGGCGCGGCGUGAAGCCGGUGGAGCGCAGGCCGUCGACGACGGCCCAGGUGGACCUGCAGCCGGUGCAAUCGCCGGCGGGUCCUGACGGGGAGGCGUGGUCCGGCGAGCUAAGGCUGACGCCCAAUGGCGAGGGCGAAUAUACGCCGGAGGACUACGGCUUCCCGCAGGAGGCGCCACAAUCGCCCGACUACGCGGGCCAGGAGUACGCGGGCGAACCGCAGUUCCACUCGCUCGGUGAGAUGGUGUCGACGCCGCCGGCGGACGAACCGGACGAUGAAAAGAGCCGGUUACGCCGGGCGGAGCAGACGCUGCUUCCCAGUCGGCCGCCGGACGAGGCGGGGCCGUCGGAGACGAUGCCGACGGCGCCUGUGCUCCGGGAGGACGACCACCUCCAUGACUACCACCACGUAGCAUCGCCGAGCGGGACUCCGCGGGCGGUGAUCUCUGCGGAAUCGGUGCAGACUGUGGUGGCUGGCACGGAGGGGGCGAGUGCGGAGGAUAAACAGGAGCUGGAGCGCCAGCUGUUGAUGACGGAAGCGAGUGCGCCAGAGGUAGAAGCGGGCGCGUCUGAUGCGCCGACGGCGCCGGUAUUUGCAGACGACGAGGGUGACCACCAGCUGGUGGGCAGCGCGGCGCUGGGAGACGAGUCGUUGCCGCGAUAUCAGCGGUAA